Molecule: messenger RNA, 751 nt
Organism: Vitis riparia (riverbank grape)
Lineage: Eukaryota; Viridiplantae; Streptophyta; Magnoliopsida; Vitales; Vitaceae
Product: glutaredoxin-C9-like
Source: RefSeq, a predicted model, not a curated record
ACUACUGCUCUGCAACAUUUCCUAUGCAUUCCGCUGUUUUCUGCUUCCCAACUCACUGUAUUUCACUGUUUGUUUUUUGUUUCUUGUAUAUGUAGCUUGUACUACUGCUGCAAAACCCUACAAAUACCGCCACUCGUUUUAUUGCAGUUCGGAACCAGAAAGCAUGCAAAUGAAGGAAUCAGGCAUGAUAGAGGAACAGCUUGGGAUGGACGGUGAAGCCCAGGAGAAGCCGGAGACCACGUAUGAGGCGGUGAGGAGGCUGGGCUCCGGCAAUGCGGUGGUGGUGUUCAGCAUCAGCGGCUGCUGCAUGUGCCACGUGAUGAAACAGCUGCUUUUCGGCCUUGGAGUAGGACCCACUAUCGUGGAGCUCGACAAGGAGAAGUAUGGCUCCGAAAUGCAAUCCGUCCUGUACCAGCUCGCCGGCGGCCAGCAUUCUGUCCCGGCUGUCUUUGUGGGUGGCAUUCUUGGCGGUAUCGAAACUCUCAUGGCUUGUCACAUUAACGGCACCUUGGUCCCUCUCCUGAAAGCUGCCGGAGCUCUCUGGCUAUAACUUCAUCAUCACCGGAAUAUCCAACUCCUAUUACUAGAAUUUCCCUAUUAUGGUGGCACUUUUACCCGUCUUUUUAUGAUCAUAAUCAGACAUACAUAAUUGUACAGUGAACUGAGCUUGUUUGUUUUUGGAAGGCUCAUAUCAAGAAGAUGAAUGUUAUUUGGGAUAUUAGAUGUCAAUUAAUAUGAAAUCAACUAUCUA